CCUCCCUACAGCUUGGCGCUUUAAAGGACACGUCGCUCCUCCUCCAAUUGACGCUCACCGACCCGUCAUCCGCUCUCUUUCACCAUCUAGCGACCGCAAACGACCUCAUCGACAAUGAUGGUCAUGCACGCCAAGAGCGAAUCACUCUCUGUCCCUUCCCCAGUCAAAGGCCACCGUCACAGGCGCUCUGCAGCCAUCUCUCUUGACUGGCGCAACGUGCAGCUGCCGCCUAUCCUGGACACAGCUAUGCUCAGCAGCAGCGCACCGGUCAACAUUCCCUCCCCUGCGCAGGCCUCUCAACCGGCCAUGACAUUCGCUAGUACACCCGCAGAUGCAUCGCCUUCCUCUGCGCGGACACCAUGCUCUUCUUCAUCUGUUUCCGAGUGCAGUCUCGGCGACCAUGCGUCAGAAGCACGGCCGGCCCUGUCGACGCAAGUCAGCAGUGCAGCCAGUCCACGCAAACGUGUCAGUUUUCUCGAUGAUGUACAGGAAAUCCCUGGCGCGGUAGAGGAAGGCGAUACGUGGCUGAGACCAGAAGAUUAUACCUGGCCUCUAAUGCCCGCUGGUCCGUCCACCCUCAACAAUGACCCGCUCGCGCCUUCCAUUGACUUGGCGCCCGCUGCACCAACCCAAAUUCCGGGAUCACCCGUCUUGCUGCAUCGCAAGAAACGCAGCUCCUUCUUACAAACCACAAAGAACGUCCUCUCACGUCGCCCUUCGAAGAGUGUUUCCAAGAAACAGCGCGUUCAUUUGGAGCGCGAUAAUGAAGUGGCACCUCAAGCUCCCCUCAUUGAUCUCGACGCCGCACUCGGGCCGGCCCCAUCACUGCGUCACAAACGAUCAGGCUCGCUGGGUCAUCUACCACCCUCGCCCGUGAAGCUUCCUGGCAAAGGACUCGGCAUUCAAUUCACAAGCGGUGGCAUGUCGCAUAAACGAGCAGAUUCCGCACCAGCAGACUUGUUCUUCUCUUUCACACCCAGGCCAUCGACGCCGGACUCAAGAAAACGCAAAAUGUCUGCCAUUGUUGAACAUCCAGGUUCAAGCGGGUCGGCCGUCUCGACGCCCAUUGCUGCUGCAGGUGUAGUGGAGGUGCGCAUGGACUAUCAGUUCCCCAGUAAACCUGUUGAGGCGAGUCUUGUCAUGAUGGGUGAGCCAGGUGAUAUGGUUGACUCUCGUACCUCUGUUCAAAAAACACGCCCAGUCUCGGCACUCUCACAAGUCAUGGCCCUUCCUGCCUCACCACCCAUUUCACCACCUGCAAAGAGGAAGGGUUGGAAGGGUUACUUGCAUCGUCUUUUGCAUUGACCAUGACGACCUCUGCCAACACUGGACUGCUGCGCCGACUUGCUUUCUCUGUUUUGAAUUAUUCUACUGCAUGGCGCUGCAAGCAUCUUUAUUGUCAACACUUCACACACAUUAUGGCUUGAAUACAUUGUGUUCUUGCUCUUCAAUCCCCGACAACUUGCCUAGCUGGCGCUAGUCGAGAUGUCUUACAUUCUUUACACCAACACUCUCUUUCAUUGUCUGCUUGUCGAAUCACAUCGACAUGCAUGCAAGCUCCUUC
Messenger RNA from Protomyces lactucae-debilis, 1564 nucleotides. RefSeq lists its product as uncharacterized. The record is from RefSeq and is a predicted model, not a curated record. Lineage: Eukaryota; Fungi; Ascomycota; Taphrinomycetes; Taphrinales; Protomycetaceae. The coding region runs from base 115 to 1305 and encodes 396 amino acids. The transcript has a single exon.